Messenger RNA from Pseudopipra pipra, 1840 nucleotides. RefSeq lists its product as uncharacterized. The transcript has 2 exons. The coding region runs from base 183 to 1097 and encodes 304 amino acids. NCBI's taxonomy places the organism in Eukaryota, Metazoa, Chordata, Aves, Passeriformes, Pipridae. The record is from RefSeq and is a predicted model, not a curated record.
CAAUGUGUAGACCACCCUGGCCAACGUGACGAAGACAGACGUGAUAUGUGUGUCCAUGGCAACUCCCACGAGUCCUUUUUGCACCUGUCUGGUUGGAGUACCUAUUGAUAACUACCGGUGGGGAACUCUGUAUAAUGAGACCGUGUUAGCAAACUGCAACUCGAUGCUUCUACCUAAACUAUAUGUCAGGUACCAAGGUUAAUGAAGGAGGAGUUGACAUUUUUCCUAGAGAUAUUUACCGGAACGCAUCAGCUUGGUGCAAUGAGACUCUGCAAAACCAAUUUAUUCCUGGAUCUGAUGCGAUAGGUCUCCCAAAUGAUCUGUUUCUCAUUUGUGGACAAAGAGCAUGGAAAAGUAUUCCAAGAAAAGCUGUAGUAAGCCCUUGUACCUUUGGACAAUUAACCUUUUUCCAUCCUCGCAGCGUAACCUUGCCUAAGCGAAGAAGACGCAGACGUGGCACACGGCGAUUUACUCCGGACUGUAACUCUGAUGUAAAGUUUUGGAAUAAGGCUGAAAGAAUAACUGCUAGUAUUAUAUCUCAGAUAGGGACUGCUCAUGCUUUGGCUUCAUUGAAUAAACUAGGAUGCUGGUUGGCUAAAGAAGCUAAUGCUACUUCUGCUGCUUUGAGUGCAUUGCUCACAGAUGUAGACUCUGUUAGACAUGCAAGUUUACAAAAUAGAGCUGCUAUUGAUUUUUUGUUGUUAGCCCAGGGACAUGGCUGUCAAGAUUUUGAGGGCAUGUGCUGCAUGAAUUUAAGUGAUCAUUCUGAAUCUGUUCAUGCUAGCAUUCAGAAAUUAAAAGCCCUUACUCAACAAUUACAUGUUCGUGAUGAAUGGAACCUCUUUGGUGAUUGGAAAUGGGGAUGGCCCUGGUUACGAAAAACAUUAAUAGGUUUGUCAAUAGUUGGAUGUAUAAUAACAUGCAUAUUGUGUAUGAUUCCCUGUAUACUAACAUGUGUACGUCGAAUGAUAGACACCAAGCUAAAUGCAUUGCAAUCUCGAGUAGUUCGUUAUCACCCUCUUGCUACCAUUGAUCACGCGGUGGUAUGUAAGGGGGGUACUUCUGAAUUAGAUGAUCAAUGGAGCAUAGAGGCGUGAGAACGAAAUCAUAUUAGGAUGUGAAACCAGCUAGAGUAUGGUACAAUGUAACUUAUGGCAGAAGCUAACUGUAAGGUCCAUUGUGCUUUUUAGCAAGUCAGCUUGAUAUCCCCUAUUAUCAGAGCUGAGUUCUUCCUUGGUUUUGCUACAUAUUGCAAGAUAGAUACAUCUACCCUUGAAACACAAUGGUAGAGGUCAUACAUAGGGGUGAGAAAGAUGAUGAUGGGAGGAAGAUUAUGUGGGCAGGGGUCGCUCGCCCCUUGCCCUACAAGUAGGGCAUGCGCAGACUGUUGCCAUGAGGUCAUGAUUAGGCGGUGUUUGGCUGCCAUUCAGGCAUCACCUUAUGCUACGUACUGGCCCUACGUAGUGUAAUGUGGAACUGAUAAAAAUGGGGUGUCGGGACUGCUGAGUCGAGCGAUACUCAUCCUACCACUGAGACUGUUGCUCCGCGGGGACGCCCGCUAAGCAUGGGUACCGACCAGCUGCUGCAGAUCCUGACAGCCCUGGCCUGUCUGUGUGGGUAAGCACAGGUUAUUGAUAGGAAGCAACUGAGAGAACAAACUUUUUAAUAUCCUUUUAGUGUUCCUUUAAUUCCCCUUUUAUGUUUAUAGUAUUUUUCCUUUAGUUUCCCUUUUUACUAACCAAUAUCGUGUUAUCCAUAAUACUGUGUAAAGAUUCUUUUUGGUAUCCCUUUUUCACUAGUUAAUAUUGUAUUAAAUGCUGUUCGUAGUAUUUGUUUUAAU